CCCUUGCUUUAGCCUCUUCGCUAUGGCCUGGAUACUCACCUCAGUGAUAUAACCUGUCUUAUUAACAAACAUCUCAAAAUCAUGAUUACAGACUUCAUAUUGAUCCAUGUAAAAAGCAUUGAGCUUAACUCUUCUUGCAGGUCCUUCACCAUCAGAUACUAUUUUGGGAUUAUUGGUACCCAUCACAAAUUCACCACCUUGUAAAAGUACCAUCAAUCCAUAUUGGAGACCAUGAUCUUGUUCUGUGGGAUGUGGCUGAGUCCAUUUAAAUUUUUCAUGGUCUUUGGAAGUUUCCUUAGUAUGGCUAUUGGUACGAGAGGUCUUUGAGCACCCACAAUCCUUUGUGGCCUUACUAUUACAAGCAGUAGUGCAUGAGUUUGCAGCAGCAUCCUUACCAGAAAAGACGAACGUUGUGAGUAGCGCACAGUACAAAAGAAAUAAGAACAUUGUCCUUGUCAUAGUUUUGGAAUACCAAUAAGUGACCAUAUUAUACCCAUCUAUCAUAUUGAUUUUAAUGAUUUUAAGUCCAGCAAAUACACUUUUAAUAGUCUUAUAUGAAUGUACUUCGUUGUAAAUAAUUAUAUACCUGUGUACCAACCUGUAUAUGGCAUUUAUAGUUGUAUAUGGAUUUUUCCAGGUCUUGGCCACAAUUUUAAAUUAACACAUAAACCAAAAAACUGCAACCUCGUCCCCAGGACCGUAAAACUGCCAAAUUCAAUAUGGCGUCAAAACAGGAGGUAAAAAUAUAAAAUCAUUUGAUUUUAAUAAUAUAUUUUGCAAACAUGUGUAACAAGCAAAAGACUGUAUAAAAUUUAUGAUCUCGUACAUCUUAUUUAAUAGAGCAGGAAGCUUUUGGCCGAGCAAGCUUCUCAAUCGGGAGAAGAAUUCAUUCAACUUUACUAUGAUACAUUUGAUAAACGAAGACAUGUAAGUAUUUUUUACUUGGAGAGGUUUUGUAGAUGGGAAUUUCGAAUAUAUAUAUGCCCUAAUCUGGUUAGGUCUGAAAAUUGUAUACCUGUAUUAUCUUCCAAUUGAAAUUUCCAUCUACAAAAGUAACAAAACCACUUCAAUUGUCAAUAGUUGUAGUAUCACAUCACAGGAGGCCCAAUCCGGCAAUCUUGCAAGGAUCAGUGUACUAAUGCUAAUGUAUAUUAUAGUGCAAAUAUGUCAUAAAAUAUAUAUUUUAAAAUGAAAUUUACUUGUCUAUUUGAUAGUGUGUGUUCUCCUUUUUAUAUUCCUCUUUUGUUGGGCUAAUAUAAAUUUUCAAAGACUAAUUUGCAGUUUGCACCUGAUGUUUGCAGCCGCCCAGUGUGGAAAGUUUGUAUUGCACAACUGAGAUAUCAAGCGUGCAAUGUUGAUGCUUUCUAUAUAUUUACUAAUAAAUUUUCGAAAUCUCAGUUGUGCAAUUUCCAAACUUUCCAGUCAGGGCGGCCGCUACUAGUCAUGAUAUAGACAAACGAUUCCCGAUUGUUGAUCCGUUGGCACAAGCAUUAAUUAUAAAAAAUUCUCCCCCUCAAACUGCUUUAUUCUCCCCCUCAAACUAUAAGAUAAAUAGAGAAUAAUACAUGGGUGUGCGGAAAUACCAGAUUUAUUUCGAGUGUUGAACAUGAUAUCUCACGAGUGAGCGCAGUGAGAUAUCAUGUUCAACACGAGAAAUAAAUCUGGUAUUUCCAAGCACCCAUGUAUUUUUCUGUUUAUUAUAUAAAGGACAGUCUUUGAAAAGCGAUAAUUUUUACAGAAAAGCGAUAAUUGAAAAGCGAUAAUUUUCACAUGUGGAGAUUAUCAUGAAUAAUCUCACAUGUGAGAUAUCAGUGCUCGAAAUCUCUAUAAAACACUAUACUUUAUAUAAUAAGAUAAGAUAACUUUAUUUUAGCAGGAUAGCCCAUUCAGCACUAAGCUGGUAUCCAUAUAGGGGCCCAACCUUGUUCCCAGGCUCUUCCCUCUUCCUCCACAAUAGGGAAGAGCCUUCUUUACAGCAAUAAGAAGAUAUAAUAAUUAUAUAGUACAUAUAUAGUAUGUAAGUAUAUAAUACAAUGUUAUGAUUAUAAUAACCUAAUUGUACUAAUGCUAAAAUCUGUUAUAUAUCAAACACACAAUGAGUAUUACUGCAGUAAUUAUUUAAAACUGUGUCUUUCUAUAAGGGUCUUGAAACUAGACAAGGACCCUGCCUUUUUAAUUCCAUCUGGAAGUAGGCUGUUGCAGUAUUUUGAAAAAAAACAAAAACUGAUACCUGGAAAAAUACCGAUAUUUUUUCACGAUUGUAUUUUGCUUAAUUUUUUCAAUUGAAUUUUUUCUGUUUUCAAAUGAUGCCAAACCGCCACAAUAUAACAGCUUUGACUCAUUGGGUGCGUGAUAUUUUUAAUAAAGUGUGAGGCCAGUGAUCAGUAGCCUGUGAAAUGUCCGCUUUAGAAAUGCAUAUUAGCAUUGAUUACCGCACUGGAUAAAUCAUGUGUGAUAUUUUUGACCGAGAAAUUUGUUUCAAAGCAUGUCAUUUAACUGCGAAUUUGAAACAAAGAUUGUCCUAUCUCACCAGAUAAACAAUGUGCAAUAAGGUUAGUUUUUGUUGUUUCUAAAACAUUUUGUAAUCCACCGUUGUUUAUGUUCUAGAAGUUCACUUUUUGACAAGCGAAAUAUGACAUACAGCUAUUUCAAUUAACGUUGUCCACGAGCAAAGCGGAAAUGUCGAAUACGAGCGCGAAAGGCUGCUGGGAAUCGCUAACAAAUUAAUGAAUUUGCAUAUGCAAAUUCAUUAAUUUGUUAGCAAUUCCCAGCAGCCUUUCGCGCUCGUAUUCGACCUUUCCGCUUUGCUCGUGGACAACCUUAAUUUUUCAGUGAAAUAGCUGUAUACACCUUGCAACGUCAACGUAAACAAAUACGUUUUAACUCUCGCUCUAACCUUAAUUUACGGAUUAAAAGCACAUUGAUCGUCUUUGUCCUUCUGAAAUAACUCCAAUCAUCGCUUGAAAAAGCUUGAUAUGACGUUUAAAUAUACAAACGUAAACGUAUCCGAAAAAUAUCGAUAUUCCAAUAUUUAUCGAAAAACGGAAAGUACCAUACAUACCGAAAAAUAUCGAUAUUCCGAUAUAUCGAAAAUUUCAAUAUCGAGUAAUCGGUAUUUAUAAAAAAAGAUAAUUAUCGGUAUAUCGAUAUACCCCAACAGCCUAUCUGGAAGAUUGUUAUAAAGCAGUGAUCCCGAGUAUAUAAAAGAUCUCUUGCCCAGACUAAGAUUUGGUUUAGGUAAAUGCAAAUCAUCUUGCCUUCUAGUAUUAUAAGAAUGAAUGUUUGAAUUCCUUACGAAAUAUCCACUUAAGUAUUCUGGGACUAAAUUGUUCAAACAUUUAAAUACUAAAACACACUUGUGAAUUUGUCUACGAGUAGAUAGGUCUACCCAAUUUAAGAUGUCAAACGUAUUUCUGGAGCUUUCUCGUUGUAAUAUUAUUCGUGCUGCACGGUUUUGCAGUUUUUGGAGGCUUUGAGAACACCCAGCAGGCAGGUCGGUCAAAAAUGGGUUGCACCACUGAAUUGUAAAACACAUUUUAAUGCCUCAAUUGUCAAGCAAGACCGUAUUGGCGGAAGUAGACCUAAUCGCUUGCUGACUUUGUUGCAGAUCUCUUCCAUAUGUUCUUUCCGUGAUAUUUGUUCAUCUAGCAUUACGCCUAAGGGGACUAAACUUUGGCACUCUUUCAACUAGUUUGCCUUGUAGUUGGAUGGUAAAGUCUCUGAAACGACCAAGUUUUUGUUUUGUUCCAAAAAGCAUAACCUUAGUUUUGCUGUAAUUUAAAACAAAUCUACUAGAAGUCAUCCAUUGUGCAACACGAUCUAAAUCAUUUUGAAGGGUUUCCAUUAUCUCAUUGGUAUCAGAACCCGAAAAAUAAAUUAUUGUGUCAUCGGCGUACAUACUGAUUGAGCAGCUUAAUAGACAUUUUGGCAAGUCAUUAAUGUGUAAGACAAAUAACAACGGUCCAAGCACAGAUCCCUGGGGAACGCCAUAAUUCAACACUCGACUAGGAGAUAGUUCAUUUGCAUAAUUUACUCUUUGUGUCCGCUUGUGAGGUAAUUCCGAAACCAGCUCAGGAUCUGACCUCUAAUUCCAUAGUGUUCUAACUUCUAAAAAAGGCAUUCAUGAUCGACAAGAUCAAAGGCCUUUUUGAGAUCUACAAACACUGCACCUGUCACAUGCUGCUUAUCCAUAUGUUGCAAUAUAUGGUCAACAACAUGGACAACAGCAGUUUCAGUGGAAUGAUUCUUACGGAACCCUGAUUAUGUACGGAUAAGACGUUUUUCUCUGUAAGAAAUGCCACAAGCUGGACUUGGGUUGAACGUUCCAUUAUCUUGGAGAUCAAAGGGAGAACUGAGAUAGUUCUAUAAUUGUUCUCUUCAUUUCUUUUGCCCGAUUUAAAAAUAGGUGUAACCUUUGCCUCCUUCCAUUCCAAAGGAAUUUCUCCGCUUCUGAUUGUCAAGUUGAUAAGAUGCGCAAUUGGCUUGGCAAUCACUUGGCAAACUGCUUUAUUCUCCAAAAACAUUCGCCGGCAUGUAGAACAGACGCCGUUCUUUGAAAAUACUGAGAUGCGCUUCAGCGAGAUGUAUAAGUUUUGGACCAUUUUUAACAAUGCAAAUCAAAAUCCCUUGUAUAUUGAACUUAGAAAGCGUGACGAUUACUGCCAAAAAAGGAAUAAAAGGAGAACACACACUGUCAAAUAGGCAAGUAAAUUUCAUUUUAAAAUAUAUAUUAUAUGACAUUUUUACUAUAAUAUACAUUCUUAUACUGAUCCUUGCAAGAUUGAGCCGUUGUUCUAUCAAGGCAUCAAGCGAGAUGCCCAAAAUCUAGGUGUUUUUACCCUGUCGCUACAUUUAGGGGACCGAAAACAGACUUUGUCUCGUUAUAUUUAUAAUAUUUUCAUUCCAUACAGUACCAUGCAUGUGUUGUAACACAGUGUUACAUUUCGUUUUCAAAAUAUGUGAUAAAAAUAUUCUAGUACAGUAUAAAUAGUACGAAGUUGUUAUUUGUAUGGUCAUGGAAACCGGGGAGUUUUGUUUUGUUUAUUUUGUUUUAAUUACUUUAUCACUGAAUUAUGGAUGAUUGGUGGACAGACAGAGCAUAGCCCCAAUUGAAUCAGCCUACCGUGCUGAGUAUUUGGGGUAGUAUUUUAAUUGGUUAUUUGUCUGUGAAUUACUGCUGUAUCUACACCUCAUAAAUCCCAAUCAAUAACUUUUUACAGUGUAGUAUGAUAAAAUAAAGUUGAUACAACAAUAGAGUUUGCCAGUUUGAUUAAUUUAGCCAGCUGGAUAUACUGACUUCUGGCCAUUUGGCACCAUUUGUACCAUAUUUCAGUGAAUGUUAUUAUACCCUCGCGCCAAUGAUAUUGUACACUUAGUAGUAAAUUAGCAUUUUAUUUUACAGUUAAGUUUGAAAAGCGAGCAAAAUCUGAAAAUUCGUCUAUGUUGAGAAAGCACCUAAAAACAAAUUCCUUAUUAAAUAAUACAGGUUGGAGAGGUUACAUGCAAUCAAUCAAUUACCAGUUUUUAAAUAGACAAGCUCAGUUUUCAAAUGCUUCUUCUUAAACUUAUUGAAUCACAACUUACAGGCCACAAUCACACAUGCAUUCCUUGGCACACGUCAAUUAUCAAAAGUGUGAUUUAUCUCAUGCCAGUUGGAAUGCAAAAUAUAUUAAGAGUUGUACUAUAAAUUAAUCCAUUGAGCAGCAGCACUCUCCCCUUGACAAAAUGGCUGUUUACUUAAAAAUCUUACUCCAACUAUACGAGACAGUGUGCUGUAAAUAUAGCCUGGUAACACUCUUCUCUGGAUGCUGAGGUUUUUAUUCGCAAUUUUAGUUUAAAAUGUGGGCUGUAUAUACCUUGAAAAUGUAAUGCAUUUUCAGUAAUUGGUUAUUGGUGAACACAUGCAGGGCUACAAUUCGCGGGUAAGCCUGUAUGUUUGACUAAAAACGCCUCUGUGGAGGAGAGAGCCCUGGGGAAGUCUGUACAUAUAGCCACAGGGUAUUUUUUAAUAUACGUACAUAAUUAUACAGCAAAAUUCUGUCAGUUACCAUGGUCACAAACGUGCUAUAAUAGCAAAUAAAUCUGCUAUAGGUAAUUGAUCAAAAGCCAUAGACAAACAUUGAUAUAAUUAUAUAUACUAAAGCUGUGGUAAUUUACUAAUUUAUUUUCAUUGCAUACCAAUUAGGUAGCUCGCAACACAGAUGUUUCUUUAUCCUCUGUGAAUGAAUCACUGCCAUGCAGCUAUUUUAAAUUAUGCUAUAGGUUGUAUCAAAACUGUAUUCUGAUGCUUCCAGUUUGGUAUGGAAUGGACAUCAUAUAAAAGGAAGUGAUAAAUUGAAUGAAUUUUUUGUUUCUCUACCUACAACUGUUCAUAACAUUUAUUCCAUGGAUUGUCAGCCAGUUUCAGGUAUACUUGAUAUUAACUACAGUCUACUGUACUGUACUGUACUUCCUAUCUGCAAACCACCUACCUACAGUAUAUAGCUUUCUUACAUUCUGUACCUCAGUGAGGGAUUGAUAUGUUUUCACUGCAGGUUGUUUCUUUGUGUGCUUUACUGUCCCAAAAUAACUAAAAAAUCUUUAAUAUGAGAAAGCUAUUGUUAGUAUGCAUGUAAUUUUUGUUAAUGUCGUACUGUAUAGGCUAAGAACAGGUGAGUAAGGACAAAUCGUCACGUUUCGAUUAAAUGUGGAGGAAAAUUUGUCUUUCUAUUCCAGGCUUUGCAUGUAAAAGAACUAGGCAUUAUGUAUGCAUGAAUAUUUUACUUUCUGAAUCCAGGAGAGUGAUUUGCCACUCCCUGUUAUAUACAAAAUAUAUAUAUAUAUAUAUAUAUAUAUAUAUAUAUAUAUAUAUAUAUAUAUAUAUAUAUAUAUAUAUAUAUAUAUAUAUAUAUAUAGCACGAUUUAAGCAGUUUAGAAAGCAUAUAUGGAGCCCAUUUCUGAGAGACAUGAUAAAUAUUUCCCUGCAAAAACAUUUCACUGACAAGCAGGUGCAAUAAUCAACUACUAAGCUUGAAAUCAGUGCUCCCAUCAUGCUUUGCGCUUAUAUAUAUAUAUAUAUAUAUACCGGGUGGUCCAAAAAAAAGUACUCCUGUUUGAUUCGUAAUAACAUCUAAACAAGUAUAGCUUUUAAAGAGAAAUAACUUGCAUCAAAUAGAGGAAGGACUAACUUAGACUUUGAUAUAUUACAGUUGUAUUUCACUUAAAAAUUCACGGAGAUAUUAAUCUUUAAAUUCGGGAGGAUAUUUCUGGAUGUGUCUGAAAUAUGCAAAAAUCGGCGUAUCAAAUAUUAAUCAAGAUUUGCCCGACUGAAACAUGCACUAUUACCAGUAAAUAAAUGACACUUGACAAAUUGUUUAUUAUGAAACAAAGUAUUAUUAUAUCUACAAAAUACAAGCAAGAUUCAUUCGUCCGAAAUUCGCGUGUGUUCCUAGCACGAAUACGUUUCCUUAUUUCAUGAGACCACUGCAUCGCGAAGGAUCGUCAUUGGAUCGUUCGUAGUUCUGAAUUAGGGCAUGCUGUCACAACGGAAUUGUGAAGCUCUUCUAACUUCUGCAACGUUCUGAAAUCUUGUUAAGAACACCCAAACUCUUUUGCCGUUUCUUAAUCUUGGCAAGUUCAUGGAGUAAACUGAGAAUUAUAUGAAACACAAUCAAACCAUACAACUCCAUAAGACAUAACAAUUAAGCAACUCCCCAGAGACAUGCAACAUUUUUGGAACAAAACGUAACAAAAUAGUAGCGUUGAUACGGUGAUGUGUAUUUGCAAAAAGCAAUAUUAUUUCCUUCAAUAAAGAAUAUUCAUCCUGCUCUAACCGAGAAAUAAUCUACUCAGUCUGUUUGAACCCAUUAAAAACAUAAAAAAAUUAGGCUAUUUAAGAAUACGAAAAAUUUAAGCGCCUGCCUUCCAUGGUCAGUCUUUCAUGUACAUUUAAGUUUGCAAAGACCUAAUAUUAAAUACUUGCAUAAUUUCGAACGUUCAUAUUUCAGGAAACAAUGAGCUAAGACUUACAUGUAAGAUGUCUAAAUCUACGCCAUAUCCCUUACAAACCUUAACGAUAAUUCGCUGAAAUACAAGUUAGCCUAAUAUGUCAUUAAGCAAACAAACGCUGGAGUUAAUAUUUGAUAUGCCGAUUUUCGCUAAUUUUAGACACAUUCCAAAAUAUGCUCCCCAUUUUUAACAUUAAUAUCUCCGUGAAUUUUUAAGUUAAAUACAACUGUAAUAUAUCAAAAUCUAAGUUAGUCCUUCCUCUAUUUAAUGCAAGUUAUUUCUCUUUAAAAACUUUACUUGUUUAGAAGUUAUUACGAAUCAAACAGGAGUACUUUUUUUUGGGCCACCCGGAUAUAUAUAUAUAUAUAUAUAUAUAUAUAUAUAUAUAUAUAUAUAUAUAUAUAUAUAUAUAUAUAUAUAUAUAUAUAUAUAUAUAUAUAUAUAUAUAUAAUAUAUAUAUAUAUAUAAUAUAUAUAUAUAUAUAAUAUAUAUAUAUAUAUAAUAUAUAUAUAUAUAUAAUAUAUAUAUAUAUAAUAUCAUGUGCUAUGAAAAUAAACCAGCGUACAUGCAUGCAUGGAUAUCUAUGGGUACAUGAAAAGAGGUGCUAACUAAAUUUGUGUUUUUGUGAGGUGAGACGAAAGUCAGUUUUCGGUCUAAAUUCAAGCAUUUCAUCGGUUCUUUUAAUAUGAGCGUAAUGUUUCACAAAUAAACGUUAUAAUGAAUUAUUUGCUCUUUUAAUUAAGUAUUAAGUUGCAGAAUACUGAAAGACUAAAUCAAACAUUUCCAUGCUUUUCAGAGCGAGCAGUUCCAGGAAGCACAACUAUUGCUGUAUUUGUUGGUGGCACUGUUGAGUACGAAGAUAACAAACCUAAGAUUUUUUCUCAGAACUUUGUCCUUACUGCUGAAGGAAAAGUGUGGAAAGUUGUAAGCGAUUGUUUCAGAAUUACUACUUAGCUGUAUGAACGUUCGCAGUAUGCCAGACCAAUGAAAUAUUUGGCAUCGCAUCAGUGUUGUGCACAAAAUGUAAAUGUUUGGCUCCUUUUGUUCGACUCAAUGUUCACACAUUAUGAUGCAAACAUCUGGGUUACACGAAGUCAUGAACAUGUGAAUUGGGCUGCAAACAUUUUUACGGAUCGACCUGUUAAUUGCUACUUAUAAGGCCCGUUUACACGGGCGAUUUUUGCUGCGAUUUUAGUUGCAAUUUUCUCCUUUUGGAAGAUGUGAAGGAGUGGAUUACUUAAUGAUGUUAUUAUGCGAUUUCAUAACCUGGAACAUUUUGUAACUCAUCCACUCCUUCACAUCCUCCAAAAGGAGAAAAUCGCGCCUAAAAUCGCAGCAAAAAUCGCCCGCGUAAACGGUCCUUCUUUAAAACGGCGACACCGAAUGAGCAUCAUGCUAGUUAUAUUUCCUUAAUAAUAGGCUGUUCAAAGAUCUUGUUUCCCACGCGCCCGCAAUUAAGUAUUUGAUAAUAUACAUUAUCACAACUUCGCUUUUCAUCCUCAUUUUAUUACCAAGCUAGAUAGAAUAUGACGUCGGCUAUAAUUUCCUUACAUGUUGUAAUUUUUGAACAAACUAUGUCAUCCAAUGACAGUUUUCUUUGUCUUUGGCACAGAUUCAUGUAUAUUUGAUUAAGCAUGAAAGUACAGUAUGCCAUAUGAGCAAACAAGAUUCACGAAUCAGCCUCUUUUAUAAAUUCAGACUGGCUCAAAUUUCUACGUUUUAUGAAUUAUGUAAAUUCACGACUUCUCAUACGCAUAUAUGUCAGGAAUGGAAAUGUGUAUGAUUAAAUUUAAUUUUAAAAAUUAAUCAAUACAAAUUUUAAUGUAGUUUGUUUCACUCCGU
This is a messenger RNA of Paramuricea clavata, 9828 nucleotides long. The record is from the annotation of a GenBank genome assembly. Lineage: Eukaryota; Metazoa; Cnidaria; Anthozoa; Malacalcyonacea; Plexauridae.